Messenger RNA from Sciurus carolinensis (gray squirrel), 4249 nucleotides. RefSeq names its product phosphatidylinositol glycan anchor biosynthesis class Z (gene Pigz). Gene Ontology annotation, molecular function: alpha-1,2-mannosyltransferase activity. The coding region runs from base 638 to 2467 and encodes 609 amino acids. The transcript is spliced from 4 exons. Gene Ontology annotation, biological process: GPI anchor biosynthetic process. NCBI's taxonomy places the organism in Eukaryota, Metazoa, Chordata, Mammalia, Rodentia, Sciuridae. The record is from RefSeq and is a predicted model, not a curated record. Gene Ontology annotation, cellular component: endoplasmic reticulum membrane.
GAACGACAAAAGAAGUAUGGCUGAGAAAUGUCAAGGUGUAACUGUCCUCGUGCUAUAAGGGUUGCUCACCCGGCGCGGCUGGCCAAGGAGGGGGCUGCUAGCAGAAAGAGCCUGAGCGCGGGCCGAUCAGAUCCGUCACUGGGCGGAGUGCAGCCUGCGGCCUGAAGGACUCAGGGUUUCCCCAUGAUUCCCACUGUGACCACAGCUCGCCGCAGACCGUGGGGGAACGCACACUGGGGACACCGCCCGUGCGCUCGUUCCUAUUCCUCUCUGCCAAGUCUGGAGCAUUGCGAGAUUUGCCUUAUUCCCUGGUGGCUGUGGUGAGGCAAGGCCAGGCCGGCCGGCCCCCCUCCCCGCCCCGCCCGCUGCCGCGCCUGGGGUGCAGGCUCUCCCCGCCCUCCCGCCGGACGCCACCAGAGCGGCAGGUGUAGUCCAGAGGCAGCGCGCGGGUGCAGUCUCCAAUUUCCCAGACUCUGACGGCCUCCAUUCCUCGAUUUGACCAGAUUUCUUGUUCUGCACUAACUGCCUGUGGAUUCUGGCUUCAAAACCUGUUCCACAGAGAGCUCUGAAUUUUAGCUGGGAAGAAUAUCAGCUUCUUGCAUUGGGGACUGCUCGUCAGGCCAGGUCUGCCCCGCAGAUGACAGGAUGGCCUCCUGGCCCAGGAACUGCAUGGGACCAUGAACAAAGCAGACACGAACCUGUGGAUCCGAGUAGCACCAGUUGCAGCUGGGAAGUCAUUGCAGGCUCUUGGUCCAGGGUUUGGCAAGAGUUUGAUCUGAUGAUGGCAGGCUGGGUAAUCUGGAGCAGUCUCAGUCUGCUGCGAGUGCUAUGGUGUCUCCUUCCACAGACGGGCUACGUGCACCCAGAUGAGUUCUUCCAGUCACCCGAAGUCAUGGCAGAGGACAUCCUGGGCGUGCAGGCUUCACGGCCCUGGGAGUUUUACCCCAGCAGCUCCUGCCGCACGGUGGUCUUCCCACUGCUGACCUCUGGCUCUGCCUUCUGGUUGCUCAGGCUCUGGGAAGAGUUGGGGCUGUGGCCUGGCCUGGUGAGUGGCUAUGUGCUGCUGGUGGGGCCCCGACUCCUCCUCACCACCCUCUCCUUUGCUCUGGAUGGGGCUGUGUACCACCUGGCCCCACAGUGUGGGGCGGAUCGCUGGAAUGCCCUGGUCCUCCUGUCUGGUUCCUACGUCACCCUGGUUUUCUACACAAGGACCUUCUCCAACACCAUCGAGGGACUGCUCUUCACGUGGCUGCUGGUGCUGGUGUCCCCUCAUGUGGCAUGGAACCCCACACCCAAGAAGCCUACCCCAUGCCCAUGGUGGCACAGCUGGCUUCUUGGGGCCAUUGUGGCUGCUGGUUUCUUCAACCGGCCCACCUUUCUCGCCUUUGCUCUGAUUCCCCUCUUCGUCUGGGGUACUCGUGGAGUCAAGGACCCUGGCUUCAAGUCCCUGAUCUGGGAAGCACUGGUGCUGCUCCCUGGGGCAGUACUCACUGCAGUGGUAUUUGUGGUCACAGACAGCUGGUACUAUUCCAGCCUCUCAAGAUCCAGUAGCCUUGUCCUUACACCUGUCAACUUUUUACACUAUAACCUGGAUCCUCAAAACCUUGCAAGGCAUGGCACACAUGUGCGACUCACUCACCUGGUAGUCAAUGGCUUCCUGCUCUUUGGGGUGCUACACGCCCAGGCACUACAGGCUGCUUGGCAGCAGUUCCAAGUCAGCCUCCAGGCGUUUGCACAAAGUGGCCUCCAGAGGGCGCCGGGGGCCCAGAGCCUGCUGUCCAGCCCCAGGUCUUACCUCCUUCUCCUCUACUUCAUGCCCAUGGCCCUGCUGUCUGCCUUUAGCCACCAGGAGGCUCGAUUCCUGAUUCCCCUUCUGGUCCCUCUAGUCCUGCUUUGUAGUCCACGAACCCAUCCUGUGACUUGGAAGGGGACUCUGGUCCUCUUUAAUGCCCUGGGUGCGCUCUUCUUUGGCUGUCUGCAUCAGGGAGGCCUGAUACCUGGCCUAAAGUACCUGGAGCAGGUGGUCCAUGCACCUGUGCUCCCAGGCAUGCCCACCCACUACACCCUCCUCUUUACUCACACCUACAUGCCCCCCCAGCACCUCCUCCACCUCCCAGGCCUGGAGUCAUCUGUAGAGGUGGUGGACAUGGGUGGAAAUGAGGAAUGGGUACUGUGCCAAGCCCUUAAUAACCUCACCAGACAACCAGCUUGCCAAGUGGCUGGUGGACCAUGGCUCUGCCGCCUCUUUGUGGUGACCCCUGGGACCACCAGGCAUACUGUGGAGAAGUGCAACUUCUCCCUCAAGAAUGAGACACUUAUGUUUCCCCACCUGACUCUGGAGGACCCACCAGUCCUGUCUUCUCUGCUGAGUGGGGCUUGGAGGGACCACCUUAGUCUUCACAUCAUGGAACUGGAGGAGACACCAGACACUAUGACAGAGCAGCCACUGCCCAAGAUUCAGUUAUAGAAUCUAUGCUACUCCACUUGUAUGAAGGCAGCUGGGCUGUGACAUUGGGAUGGGCCCCGGUCUUCCUUCAGGAUCCCCACUGUUGCUUCUUCUGGGCAUAGCCAAUGGUUGUUCUGACCUCUGGGUAAACCCACACUCUUUUCCUUAACCAAAGAUCUGACCAGUCACGGUUCUGAUGCCAAGGUCCCCAAAGAAUCCUGGUGUAACCAAUGGUACUUAAUGUCUAUUCCUGCCCUAUGCCUUCCAGCCAUUGUAAUGUUUUAAAUAUAUACUAGCACCUGGUUGUGAAAAGAUAAUUCACCUUGAAUGAUAUUUCUGAAUGACCUCUCCUAAACUUUCCAUAAUACCCUCUUGUCAUCAUGAGUCCUUAUCCUUCUAAGGAUUGUCAUGUUGAGGCCUUCCAGACACCUGAGAGACUCUGGUGAAGGAGAAAUUAGGUGGCUCAGAUUCAUGAAUUCAAGUUCUAAUUCCUGGUCUGCCACUCGAUGACUUUUGAGAAGGCCCCUUCUACUCAUCCAGCCAUCUCCCAAUCUGUACAGAUAAGAGGAUUCCUGAGAUGUCUGUCAGCUAAUACUGUCAUUCUUGGAACCCACAGCACAUGUCCCCUGGAUCAAUAGGCAUGUCUCUCACAAAGUUUUUUGAACAAUUUAAUGGCACUUUGGCCUACUGUCUCAAUGGUUGGUCAUUACCAAAACAAGUCAUUCUGGAAAAUUUUCCACAACUCUUCUACUUCUGUCCCUGAGAGGUGGUGGGAAACUCUCCAGUCAUUUCUAUAUCUUACCUUUAAGAACCAUUCUCCCAGGGGCUGGAAGCAUAGCUUAGUGAUAGAAUGCCCGUUUAGCAUGCUUGAGGUCUUGGAUUCAAUUCCCAGCACACCCACAAAUUAUUCUCCCACAAUGCUGUAUCUGAGGCCCUCUGUCUGCCUCAGUGGGAACUGAGAACACACAAUGCUUUAUCAAUAAUGGUAACCAGUCUAAAACUUUUCCUAUGGCUUCAAGCUUUCUACAUUGCAUGAUUAACUGUGUAGCCUAAGUAGAGAUGAUCAGAAAUUUAGCUAGAAGACUCAAAGUGACGGCAUUUCCCACUUGAUAGGCAGAAAUAUUCAUGCCUGGUGGUACUGGGGAAGGUAAUUUCUCAGAAGCAGGAUAAAUGCUGCAAAGAGCUGUGAUUAAGGACACAGAGUGAAAUGCCUGUGCUCACACCCCACUCUGCCAGGCUUUUGGGGACCUAUUUCCUCAUAUGAAUGUGCUUGUAAGAAGUAAGAUAAGUCGCAGAAUGCAAUUAGCAAGGGCCAGCACAGAAUAGCAUUUAAUGUGUUAACUAUAUUACCAUGAGCCUACAGCCCCCAGGAUUCCCAAUCUAUCUUGUCAGAAGUAUCACACUCAUGCCUUUUAAUCAGCUCCACACAUUUAAUCAGAGAAUUUGGCAGCUGCAGGGUCGUCUUUCAAUCCACGAUCUUCCCGGAAUCAGUACCUGGCUGUACCAGUGUUGCCGCAGCAGCAUCUAUCAAGAAUUUUAGUUCCAUUUGCAGAGGGCAGGCGCUCUUUUUGGAUGUGUGUUCAUGGCUCUCUGUACGUGUUAUACCUGGGUCCAGCCUACCUGUCAAUCUUUAGAAUCUUUCUCCACAUUGUUCCCUGCUCAAUCACGGGAUUUCGAUGAAGAUGUAGGUUUGGCCAGAGUUUUUAAGAGCUGGACGUCUGAAGGACGGUAAUCUGAACCAGGAUUCGAAGCUGUGUGCAGUGCCUGGAUGACUGCUUAACGCCAAGAUCGGUGUACCGCACA